ACGUUCAAAUGAAUAAAUAGUGUAAAUGAAAUGUAAUUCCUAAUGGUUUAAAACGAUAAUUAUUGUUACAUUUCAUUGCCAUAAAUUUUUAACGCUACAUAUUGAAAAUGGAAGUAAUUCAUGAAUCUUUACAAAGCUCAAUCCAUGAUCUUCCCGAUGAGGUGUUGGAGUUUAUUAUGGGAUUUUUACCACCUUACAAGGAUUUGCAAAAUUGUAUGUCCGUAUGCUCGAGAUGGUAUUGCUGCGCUCAAAAUGUUCUACGAAAAACAUCAAUAAAAUUGGUAAAGGCUGUAGGGGAAUUCAAUAUACUUUGGAAGAAUAUUGUACCAACAGAAAUGGUACCCACAAUAACUAAAAGAUUUUCUCAUGCUGCCUGUGUUAUUGACAAUAGUAUGUACAUAUUUGGUGGAUGUACAACAAAUGCUACUUCAUUUAAUGAUUUGUGGAGGUUCGAUCUCUCCAAUAGACAUUGGGUGAGGCCUUUAGCAACAGGAACAUACCCAGUACCUAAAGCAUACACAUCAAUGGUGCAUUACAAAGACUGUUUAAUAGUUUUUGGGGGGUGGACAUACCCCUCUUUGUCUCAAUACUAUCAAAAUGUCACAAUGUUCAAUGAGAUCCACUUUUACUCCGUAGACACCAAUAAGUGGAUGCUGAUAAAUGCAACAAACACACCUCCUCCAAUGGCUGGACACUCUGCUUGUGUGAAAGGUGAUGAGAUGGUAGUGUUUGGAGGACUAGUGAUGUCAGCAGUACAGAAUUAUCAAAUACAGUGCUCUAAUGAUCUGUGGGUUUUAGAUAUACCAUCCCUUUCUUGGAGGAAACAAGCUACUACAAAACCUAGACCAUCUCCGAGAUAUGCUCAGUCUCUUAUUACUUUGGACUCUGAAAGGUUGAUGCUUUUGGGCGGUGUUCAAACAUUACACAAUCGCUUCGUUUACAGUGAUUGCUGGAUACUAACUAUGAAAGGACCUGUUUGGACUUGGAAUGAAGUUAUUGUUAAAAAUAAAGAGUGGGCUUCAGCAAAUAUAUGGUGUAACCCUGCUUGUAGGGUUGGUGACAAAGUUGUAAGCCUAAGUAGAAGUAGAAAUGGAUGGAAUACUGCAAAACCCCUAGUUACUUCAGCAGUUCGCUUAGCAGCACUUAGUAGGCCUGAAGGAGCUCCAGUUUCUGUCAGAGUAGAACAAAGCUUACAGAGACCACUAGACAGGGACCAAAAUAUUAAUGGUCGUAGGGGAGUUUUGCCACGGCAGCCAAUAGCAAGGCAAGCUCAAAUUAACAACAGCAAUGAACCAGUGGCAGGCCCCAGCAAUGGACAACACUUACAAGGUCCAAGAAUUCCUAAUGAGAAUAUUAGUCCAGAAAGAGAUAAUGCAGUUCCGGGUCCAAGUUUUGAAAGAUCUGGCAGUGCUUUAGACUCUGCAAAACGAGAUUCACUGAGGCGUAAUAAAAAUAAGAAUAAGGGUAUGAAGAUUGUUCGACAAUUGCAAGAAGCUAACAAAUACAGGAUGGCUGCUUUUGCUUGUGACUCUUCAACAAAUAAUGCGGCACCUGAAAAUGAUCUCAUAAAUCAAAGGCAAAUAGCACACCUGGAAAACAGGAGAGAACCAGAACCAGAUCCCAUUCCCCCUCGGAGACAGCCUGCUGUAAAAAAAAUUAAAAGAAACACAUUAACAAUGCAUGUUCUAGACAUAUCAUCAGUGUUGGAUGGAAAUUCCUAUAACUAUGUGUCAUGGUUAUGUCCAAGACUGGGUGAAAUGAGAGGGGCACCUGAAGAGCUAGUAAUGUACUCAUUAGUAAAAGGCAAUGGGGAAUUAAUUAUGUUUGGAGGUGUUCAUAAUGAUAUUAGUAUUUUAAAUUACUCUGAGCACCAAAGUAUGUAUUCAAACUCACUUCAUUUCAUUGCCCCACCUAGAGACAUAAUAUGAACUAAUUGAUAGGUAUUAAAACUUAAAUCUGUGCAACAGAAAAGUUAAUUUCAAAUUUUUAAAUAAUUAAUAAAUAUCAUAGAAGAUUAUGUAAAUAAUAAUGUAUUUUUGAGGAUUUUGUAUAACCAUCCUAAACAUCCCAGCA
Hyposmocoma kahamanoa is the source of this 2073-nucleotide messenger RNA. RefSeq names its product F-box only protein 42 (gene Fbxo42). Lineage: Eukaryota; Metazoa; Arthropoda; Insecta; Lepidoptera; Cosmopterigidae. The record is from RefSeq and is a predicted model, not a curated record. Gene Ontology annotation, molecular function: protein binding. Bases 108 to 1928 code for a protein of 606 amino acids. The transcript has 3 exons.